CCGCAGAGCAGGAGGGCGGGACGCUGUUCGCGCGCUACGUGCAGAAACACUGUCGUCGCCGCACCGGAACAUUUCUGCGAGACAGACUCGUGUGUGUGUGUGUAUAAGUGAGGGUGUGUGCAUGUGUAUGUGUGUAUAUGUUUCUCUCUUGCUGAACCUCGAGGAAGCUCCGACAGCUGCGACUUUCAUCUUCACGCGCUAACAUUGAUGAUUAAAGCGGUUGGGAAGAAGUGACGCGAUGCGCGCGGUUUCGCUUUAUCUUCAGCGUUAAGCAGCGCGCGUGCGCGCACACGUGCACACACACACACACACACACCGAGCGACGGGUUGUGUCUGUGAUUCAGAGACAGAGUGGCAUUUAAAUACACAGCUUGGAAGAAGAAGAGGCAGUAGAAGAAGGGAAUCUAAAGGAAGAAGAAGAAGAAAAGCUCUGGAGCAGAAAAGGAUCUACAGCUCAGAAAGUUCUGGUUUCCUCAGUGGAAAUGUGACGAAAGCUCCCGUCAACAAUCUUCCUCCAUUCCUGAAGUGGUUCCUGUAUUGCAUACACACCUAAAAAGGACAUCCAUGACCUUGGAUUUCCAGCACGACAGUUUCAGGAUGCCGAAUAUAGGAUUUCAGAACCUCCCCCUCAACAUCUACAUAGUGGUGUUCGGAACCGCCAUCUUCGUCUUCAUCCUCAGCCUUCUGUUCUGCUGCUAUCUGAUACGGUUACGGCACCAGGCACACAAGGAGCUGUAUGCCUAUAAACAGGUUAUUCAGAAGGAAAAAGUCAAAGAGCUAAACUUGCAUGAGAUCUGCGCCGUGUGCCUGGAGGAGUUCAAGCAGAAAGACGAGCUGGGGAUCUGCCCGUGCAAACAUGCCUUUCACAGGAAGUGCCUCAUCAAGUGGUUAGAGGUAAGGAAGGUGUGUCCUCUGUGCAACAUGCCUGUCUUACAGCUGGCACAGCAGCAAGGAACCCCCGAGACCACGGCUCUGACACAGCAACCCCUGCCUGGGGUGGAGAACCUGGUGUAGCCUCCAUGUCCUCGUCAUUUCCUCUUCCUCCUCCUACCUCCACCCUUAAUGGCUCUACUGUACCGGUACACAACAACAACAACAACAACAAGCGGUGAUGUCCUGCUUUUUGCACCUCGGCAGAUCGGACGGAACCAUGAUGGCCGACGUUUCCCAUCCAAGAUCAACCCAACCAGUGGAGAUCUGGACUGUUCCACACCAAAGCACUUUUCUGCGGACACCAAGAGGCGCAACUCGGACUAUUUAUAAAAGUGACAGAAAACAAUUCACGAUUCACAGAAAGUGUUUAUUACUUUUUUUUGUUUAUUUUUAACAAGCACUUUACUCGGACUUGACCUUAAUCUUAAUGGCUUGUGAAGAAGAUGGUAGCAAGUUUUGUAUUAUUUCAAUUAACUGUAUCUAUUUUUUCUUGAGUGAUGUAAACAGAGCGGCAGAAUCGCGAAUGGUUAAACGAAUACCACGUGAUAAAAAAGGGGCGAGUUUUCGCGAUGCAGAAGAGAUUGUAGGAAGCAAUUCCUCGUCCAUGAAGAUCUUGAAGCAGAAAGUUUCAGUUUAGCGCCGGUGUCGUAGUGCACUAGGAAGGCAUCCUAGGUGGAUAGAAGUAGCUCUUCUGGGCUGAUCCGAGACCAGUUUUGUGGUCAUAUUAUACUUCUUGUAUCAGGGCAGAUGAGCAUCCGAUUGGUAGAAGAACUCAACCAAUUUGGCUGACCAAAUGUGAAUUAGAAGUUCAACAACAAAGGAAAAACAUAACGAUACAAACUUUCUGUCACUAGUUUCUACUCGGUAGUCAGUCAGUUAGCAGCAGCAACACGUCCAAACACAACUCAUCAAUAUCCUUACACUGGUCCAAUAUCAGACCACUCAUUUGCUCAAACAAAAAAAAAGAACACUAUCUUCUGUAUCCCAAAAACUGUGCUGUUCUGAAGCUACUGAAAACAUUUCAGUGUCAAUUGAGACUGAAGAUUCAGGAAUCAUGUUCACUAAACAGAUUCACGAAUCUGAUUUGCUAAACAGAUUCACCAAACAGAUUAACGAAUCAGAUUCUUUAAAAAGAUUCACGAAUCAGAUUCACUAAACCCCUGAACUAAGACUGAACUAAGAUCAUUCCCGUUUAUAAGCUCAUCUGAUUUCAUCUGAUGUCAAUGAACAUUUUCUACAUUUCAUUCGAGACUCAUUCAGUAUUUUAGUGACGAACAAAAAUCGCUAGUUGUUCUUGUAACGUGUAAAGUGUAAAUAGUGGAGAAGAGGAAUGAAAAUUUGUUGUAAAGGAGAAACGCUUAGCAAGCACUUUGUCCAUUUCAGUUUGGAGGCGUUUCAAAAAUCAUACGUCGUUAUGUCGUAAAUCGCGACAUUUUUCAGUUAUUCCGAGUUACAGUAGGUUACAAACAGGAGUAUGCGAUCAUGUUAGCAUGUACAGAAUCAAGAAUCAGCUAGCUCUUAGGAAAGAACUCGACUUGAGGAAAGAUUUUUCCAGCAGAAGCAGAAAACUUGUGUCCAGUCAGACACACUGACCCCAACAAUCUAAACACUACACUAAACAUAAAAACUAGCGCUCAAGUUAAAUCGGUCACAUGACCACCCUAGAGGAACCCGCAUCCAUGUGUCUGGACAGUGACGAGCCGGAGAGCAAGGUUCUAGCAUGGCUCAGCAUGUCUAAAAAAAAAAAAGAUGGAAAAAAAGGGUUCCAGCACUUUGUAUGUGAUACACAAAGAGCUGUAAAUGCAUUAAGCGCAUUUGGCUGCAGCACUUCAGUCAGCAGGUUGCACCUUUAUUGAAUCUGCGUUCUGGUGCUUUCCCUUUGGCUGCAUUGUUCCUGCUGGAAAGUGCUGCGUUGGCCACUUUCAAUGGAGGUCAGAGGCUUUAAAUAGAUCUUCUGGGUUAAAAUUUUAUGAAAGCAGAAGGCUUUCUUUGUCGCAGUGGUGGCAGCUCUGCCCAUUUCAGUGCUGCGUGUCUAAUUCCGGUCUCAAUCCCAAUCCUUUUCAGGAGAGAUGUUGGGAUAAUCUUUCCGACGUUUUCCGAUUGUGGUAUACGGAUGUACGCUGUCCAGGUUUGAAAAAGAAUGUACGCUCAUUUGACACUAACCCCAGCACCGGUGCAACUUCUUCUUCUUGUCUUCAACGAUCCAGAUAACACUUUCACUCUCAGCUAUAAUCCCAUGAAAAGAAGAACUGGUACAGAAGAAAUGAAAGGAGUCUUAAGUGUUUAAAAUGCAGGAAGUGAUGUCCCUAAUGUCUGUGAUACGAUAACUGUGUAAAAGUACAUCGGGUCUUUCACAUAUCUGUGAGGAACGUUGUGAGGAACCUGUCGAGCCUCGACACACCAAGCCGACCGAGACGCUGUCGCUAAGAAGAUGUAGCGCCGUUCUCAGCCAAUCGCAGCAUGAAUUCCUGUGGAGAUGUGGGCGGGGCUUUUAAGUUGUUGCGUCGGUGAUGUGAGUCAUGUUAAGACAUGACGUACGACGUAACUGGAAGUUUUUCUUUCACGCUCUCGUCAUACGAUAUAAUAAGUUCACUUUAUUCAUAUUAUUACAGAUUACAAACACAAAAUAAUACAUUUCUUGACGUUGUAAUCAACACAGAAGUGGACACUACUGCCCCCUGCUGGUUUUCUUCAAUCGCUCGUCUUCACAAAAGAUGACAGAUAUUAAGUCUGUCGUCAUAUUGUUACUAUUAUAAACUGUGCACUGCCCCCUGCUGGUGUGUAGAGAUAUGUCUUUUCCUCCAGUAUUCCUGUACGUCUUAGCUCCGCUUUAAUAUUAGUGCAGCUUGAUGUUAUUAUUUAUAAUAUUAUUAUUUAUGAUCACGCACACAGAUUACACACUACUGCCCCCUCCUGGUGUAGCGAGCAGGUGCAAAACAUUUUCACGCUUCGUUUGUCGUAGCGUUAUGGAGGUGUCUCGGUCCACGCCGGGUGUCCGGCAAUGACUCGGUGUGUCUCGGCUCUUAUUUGAGAUUUGAGUUAAAUGUCACUCCUCAUCUUCACACAAAGUACACAACUUUAAUAAUAUAAUCUAGAGCAGAGUCGAUUUUAAAUUGUUUGAGUGGUUAAUCGUCCAGAUUGUAGGCUCCGGCCUUAAUAUUGUAUAGUUCUUAUCUUCUCUCCCCGUCCUGUCCUGUCCUGUCCCGUCCCUCCUGGUUGGUGGUGUACAGUGUUUUCUUGCGUCCCGCCUCGUCACGCCGUGUGUUUGACCCCUUAACCCUCGCACUCACACACUCGCCCCCUGUGUUUAACACUGAUAAUGUUUGUGAUGCUCACAGACAUGGUUGUAAAACUAAGAAUUCUGCAGCAGAAUAAUUUUUUUUGGAGACAUUCUUGCUUGUACAGUAUUUGUAAGCUCUAUUUUUGUAUAUUUAAUUGACAUUUUGGAGAAAAUAAAAAGAGAAAAAAAGACGGAUGUCCUUUUAUUUCGUUUCUCGUUUUGCUAAUUUUGUUUUAUUCAUUUAAAAAAAAAAAGAAAUGUUGCAUGUGAUUGACUUGAAUUGUAAAUAAAAAAUUACCA
Molecule: messenger RNA, 4513 nt
Organism: Hemibagrus wyckioides
Lineage: Eukaryota; Metazoa; Chordata; Actinopteri; Siluriformes; Bagridae
Gene: rnf24
Product: ring finger protein 24
Exons: 7
Coding region: 565-1014 (149 amino acids)
Cellular component (GO): endomembrane system
Molecular function (GO): zinc ion binding; ubiquitin protein ligase activity
Source: RefSeq, a predicted model, not a curated record